AGUUGGUUCAGUCUCACACAUUUCGGGCAAAUUUUCCAUCACUUGUUCCUUCAUGGCCUCGAAAUCCUCAUCUACACCCGAACAGGGGGGGAUUGUAAUCACAGCAUUAGCUGAGCACGUCAGCCAUGGUGGCCACUUCCUAUCCUGUCUGACACCUGACUACAUGGGGGAUAACGCCGAGGGUAGCGACUUGAAAAUUGACCUCCAAGACCUCGAGGUCGUUUCGAUGGGAGCGUGGAUACCAACCGAUACAUUUAAUGUGGAUGAAUACGACCUAGAAGCUUACCCGUACGACUACACCGUGCGAGAGCUUAACAAUACGCCACCUGCCUCUACCGAAGAAGCGCAUAGUUUGGAAAGCACCAUAGUUAUCAGGUUAUCCUUACUCAUUCUUUGUAUUUGCGAGAACGAUGGAGCGCGUGCUCUGUUUGCCACUGAGUACACAUGCGAAGCGGUCGUGGAAGCGCAGGAAAACGCGAGCAACGCGACGACAGAGGGGGCCGCGAACGUCGAAAACUGAUUUCGAUAAUAACCAAGUGUGUUUUUGAGGUAUAGGUGUAGGAAAAGGCGUUUAUCGCUAUCAGUGUGAGGAAUGCAGACGGGGGCUGUAUUUCAUAUGUAGGAAC
Cucurbitaria berberidis CBS 394.84 is the source of this 626-nucleotide messenger RNA. RefSeq lists its product as uncharacterized. The transcript has 2 exons. NCBI's taxonomy places the organism in Eukaryota, Fungi, Ascomycota, Dothideomycetes, Pleosporales, Cucurbitariaceae. The record is from RefSeq and is a predicted model, not a curated record. The coding region runs from base 53 to 520 and encodes 155 amino acids.